Messenger RNA from Leptinotarsa decemlineata (Colorado potato beetle), 3324 nucleotides. Its product is annotated as cytochrome P450 6a2. Lineage: Eukaryota; Metazoa; Arthropoda; Insecta; Coleoptera; Chrysomelidae. Gene Ontology annotation, molecular function: oxidoreductase activity, acting on paired donors, with incorporation or reduction of molecular oxygen; heme binding; iron ion binding. The record is from RefSeq and is a predicted model, not a curated record.
UAUCUCGACGAUACCAUUGAAUUUUGAACAAUCUCUAUCGUGUGGAAGUGCAAUUAUUUACUCAUCGACAAUGGUGUGCAUCUUGGUCGGGGUUAUAUAAAACAUAAACAUUUUGGUGAACAGUGAGGACCGAUUAAGAAAUCGAUCAUGGGAAUAUUAUCGGUAGAAAUUCUCGGCACCUUCUCAAUGGUGAUGCUAAUAUGUUUUUCCACUAUCUACCUCUACUUCAAUAUUUCCUAUCAAUACUGGAAGAGAAGAGGGGUGCCUUAUUUGAAACCGAAGUUCCCCACAGGCAACAGCUCAUCCUUGUUCAGGAAAACCAGAGUUUUUCCUUUGGCGACCAUGGAUUUUUACAAAGAAAUUAAAAAGAGAGGUUGGAAAUUCGGAGGGGUUUACACAGUUUUGCGACCAGUUCUGGUGAUUGUAGAUCCAGCGUUGAUGAAAAACAUUCUGCUGACGGAUUUUCAGUAUUUCAUAGACAGAGGAUUCUAUUACAAUGAAAAAGAUGACCCUAUAUCAGCUCAUCUAUUUGCUUUGGAUGAGAAAAGUUGGAAAAAUAUGAGAAUAAAACUGACUCCCACAUUUACUUCUGGAAAAAUGAAAAUGAUGUUUCCAGCUGUAGUUCAAAAGAGUCGAUAUAUGGUUGAUGCUAUCAUUAAGUGUGCUGAAAAUAAUGAAGAUGUGGAUAUAAAUGAGUUUUUAGCUAAGUUCACUACAGACGUCAUUGGCGAUUGUGCUUUAGGAAUGGAAUGUAAUAGCUUCACCAAUCCACAAGCAGAAUUCAGAACAGCCGGGCGAAAAUUAAAAAAAUUUAAUGGUAUUCUACAUCUGCUCCAGGUAACAAUAACAAGCAAUUCACCAGACUUGGCUCUGAAGUUAGGUUUUCCAGCCGUGGAAAAAGAUAUAUCAGAUUUCUUCAGGAUGGCAGUAAAAAAAGGAGUACAGUACAGAAAAGACAACAAUGUUACUAGACCAGAUUUUUUUCAACUACUGAUUAAUAUGAUGCAGGAAACCAAAAAUAAUGACAAGCCUUUUACUAUGGACCAGUUGGUUGCUCAAGUGUUCCUUUUCUUUGUUGCUGGUUUCGACACGUCUUCUUCCACGAUGAAUUUCGCUUUGUAUGAGUUAGCACAAGCCCCCGAUAUUCAGGACAAACUGAGAAAUGAAAUCAAUGCUGUAUUGAAAAAACACAAUGAUGAAAUCACCUAUGAGAAUUUGAAAGAAAUGCAGUAUCUCCAGCAAGUAUUAGAUGAAACGAUGAGAAAAUAUCCAGCAGUACCUGUUCUACAAAGAAAAUGUGUGAAAGAUUACAAAAUGAGGGACAGUGAGAUUGUGAUAGAAAAAGGAACUGCGGUAUUGAUUCCCAUCAUAAGUCUACACAUGGAUCCUGAUUAUUAUCCACAACCUACAAAAUUUGAUCCAGAAAGGUUUACUCCAGAGAUGAAACAGGCUAGAAACCCUUUUCUUCAUAUUCCAUUUGGAGAAGGACCAAGAAAUUGUAUAGGUCUGCGCUUUGGUAUGAUGCAGUCGAAAAUAGGUUUGAUUCAGAUUCUCAAGAACUUCAAAUUGAGUAUCAGUCCAAAUACAAACAUGCCUUUACAACUAGAUCGUGACGCGUUUUUACUGAAAUCCGUCGAGACUUUAUAUUUGAGAGCUGAAAGAAUAUAUGUCAACACUUACCUGCCCAUGGAAAUGAUUAUGAAAACUGAAAAUAAGUUCGAAGUCCAGAUCAGCAACGGAGUACCACAAGGAUCCGUCAUGUAUGAUUGUUCGUUGAGAGUGGAAAUGUCAACAGAAGUCACAUCAAUCGAAAUGUUCAUGAUGGGAAACUGCGUUAUGAACUUUCUAGUUUUUCUAGCGACAUUGUGUGUACUAGCUGUAUUUUUUGUGCAGUAUCGAUAUGGAUAUUGGAGGAGGAGAAAUGUCCUUUAUUUGAAACCUACAUUUCCUUUGGGAAAUAACACUUGUUUCCUUCCCAAAGGAAUAUCCCUCGGAAUGGUUUCUAAAUAUUUUUAUGAUGAAUUGAAGAAGAUGGGAUGCAAGAUCGGAGGUGUCUUUAUUGGCAUCGAUCCACAGUUGGUUAUCGUGGAUCCAGAUGUUGCCAAGGAUAUUUUAACGACUGAUUUUGCAUAUUUUGUGGACAGGGGAAUAUACAAAACUUCGAGCGACCCCACGACUGUAAAUCUCUUCGCUCAGGAGGGAUUAGAAUGGAAAACUACAAGGGAUCUACUGUGUUAGGAUUGGAUUGUAACAGUUUCAAGAAUCCUAACGCUGAGUUUAGACAAAUGGGAAGACAUCUAUUCAACAAAUUCAGUUUGAUGGACAAAAUCAAACUUUUUCUCACCAUUUACUUUCCAAAACUUUCGGAAAAGCUAGGAGUGUCGAAUAUUCAACCUGAGGUUUCGAAAUUCUUUUGCAAAACUGUUUGUGAUCUCGUGAAGCAUAGAGAAGAUAAUAAUAUACAAAGAAAUGAUUUCUUACAAAUGCUGAUUGAAAUGAAGAAUUCUUCAAUGCAACUGACAAUGGAUGAGAUAAUAGGCCAGACUUUUUUAUUUUUCGCCGCUGGAUUCGAAUCGUCGUCUACGACCAUAACAAUGACUCUCUUUGAAUUGUCCCAGAAACCCGAAAUUCAAAAUAGACUGAGAAAUGAGAUAGAAGAGUGUAUGAAGCAACACGACAAUGAGGUUACCUAUGAUAUGCUGAUGAAAAUGGAAUAUCUGAAUGCGGUUAUUGAAGAAACACUCAGAAAAUGGCCACCCCUGACGACAUUAACCCGAGUGUGUGUGAAAGAUUACACUUUCCGAGAUUCUGAUGUUACUAUAGAUAAAAACACCACCGUGAUCAUCCCAGCUCUUGGAUUCCAGCUUGAUUCAGAAUAUUACCCAAACCCAAUGGAAUAUGACCCCGAACGGUUCAUGGAUAAAAAUGCGAAGCAUCCAGGAUACUUUCCAUUUGGAGAAGGGCCUAGAAUGUGUAUAGGAAUGCGAUUUGGUCAUAUGCAAGUGAAGUUGGGUUUAUUGGCCAUACUGAGGAAGUACCAGGUAGAUAUUAGUCCCAGUACGAGUUUACCCCUGGAAUUAGAUCCUGACAAAUUUCUGCUCCAUACUAAAAAAACAAUUUAUUUGAAGUUGAAGCAAAUAUAAAAUAUAUAUUCAUCAAAGUGAGAACAUCUCACCAGGAAUUUUUUCAUCCAAUAAGAAAACCUAUUGUGAUUUAUAAAUUCAGAUACAGCAAGAUAUUGACAAAAGGAAUAAAUUACAUUUAUAAAAAUGGACAGCAAAAAUAGUAGUCGUUAGAAAACUAAAUAGAAUAAUUCGUACUCAU